Molecule: messenger RNA, 4416 nt
Organism: Protopterus annectens (West African lungfish)
Lineage: Eukaryota; Metazoa; Chordata; Ceratodontiformes; Protopteridae
Product: mitogen-activated protein kinase kinase kinase kinase 2-like
Exons: 32
Coding region: 129-2702 (857 amino acids)
Biological process (GO): protein phosphorylation
Molecular function (GO): ATP binding; MAP kinase kinase kinase kinase activity
Source: RefSeq, a predicted model, not a curated record
UUUCGAACUCGGGUGUUAACGCGUUUGAUAGAUACGUGUGUCGCUGUUCCCAUAGCUUCUUCCAACCAAAUAGUGAAGGACGAUAUGAAAUGUUUCUCGCUUGAGGCGCAGCCGGGCAGCCAGGUGCCAUGAAUUUAUUCCGGGAGGCGGCGGGAGUGUCGCUAAACGAUCCACUUGUAGACUACGAGCUCAUCCAGAGGAUUGGCAGCGGCACCUAUGGGGAUGUGUUCAAGGCCCGUUUCACAAAGACAUCAGACUUGGCAGCCAUUAAAAUUGUGAAGCUGGACCCAGGAGAUGAUAUCACUUCAAUUCAACAGGAAAUAAUGAUGAUGAAAGACUGCCACCAUUCAAAUAUAGUAAGCUAUUUUGGUAGCUACCUCAGAAACAACAAGCUGUGGAUCUGCAUGGAGUACUGUGGAGGUGGGUCACUGCAGGACAUUUACCAUGUGACUGGCCCACUUUCAGAAAAACAGAUUGCAUACGUCUGUAGAGAAACUUUAAAGGGUUUGCAUCAUCUGCAUGCAAGAGGAAAAAUGCAUAGAGACAUUAAGGGAGCAAAUAUUCUUAUUACAGACAAAGGAGAUGUGAAACUAGCUGACUUCGGUGUUUCAGCAGAGAUUAAUGCUUCGGUGGCAAAAAGGAAAUCUUUCAUAGGUACUCCAUACUGGAUGGCACCAGAAGUUGCUGCUGUCGAGAAAAAAGGUGGUUAUAACCAAUUAUGCGACAUAUGGGCUGUUGGCAUUACUGCUAUUGAAUUAGCAGAACUACAGCCACCAUUAUUUGACCUUCAUCCCAUGAGAGCUUUAAUGGUGAUGUCUAAAAGUAGCUUCCAACCUCCAAAGUUGAAAGACAAAGCAAACUGGUCACCAAAUUUGCAUCACUUCAUCAAGCAUGCCUUGACCAAAAACCCUAAGAAGCGUCCAACAGCAGAGAAACUUCUCCAGCAUCCCUUCUUGACUCAGCCGUUGAACCGUAUGGUAGCUAUUGAAUUGUUGGAUAAAGCCAGCAACCCAGACCUCACUGCUGAGAGUACUCUGGAUGACAGUGAUCUUGAGACAUGUGACAUGUUCCCAGACAAGAUCCAUUCCAUUGGGAGGCACCCAAUUGCUGGGAGGACCAAUUCAGAAAUUAAAUUUAAUCAGGUGAAGUUUGGAGCACCCUUGAGGAAGGAGACCGAACCGUAUUCCAGAGUGGAACCUACUGAUGAUUAUGAUGACUGGAAACUUCAAGAUCAAGACAACAACCAGAGCCUUCUGCAGGUUGUUGAAGAAGCACUGCAGCAGAGGUGCUUAACAAUAAAACGGGCAACUCAAAAUGAGCAAGAAUCAAGUGAAGAUAUGGAUGAAGAUGAGGAUCAGUGUGGUACAAUAAAGAGGUCUCCUGGACAGAGCCAAGCUGAAGUUAGUGUAUCUGUAUCAUCAAUCUCUCCUUCCAUUUCAGCAUAUUUUGAUGAUUCUGACAGUAAUGAUAAAACAUUGACUAGGAAAGACAGGACAAAAGAUCCUUCCCAGAACUUAUUAGAAUUAGAAAGUCAUCUUGAUGCUGAAAGAUAUACACCAUCUUUGGAAUGGGCAACCAUGCGUCGAAAGGAGGAAGGCCCUAGACAGGUGUGCCAUGGCCUUCCACCAACACCAAAGGUUCAUAUGGGUGCAUGUUUUUCCAAAGUUUUUAAUGGAUGUCCACUGAAAGUGAACUCUGCAGGAACUUGGAUUCACCCAGACACCAGAGAUCAGUAUAUAAUCCUUGGAGCUGAAGAAGGCAUCUACAUACUAAACUUAAAUGAACUGCAUGAAGAUACCAUAGAAAAGCUUGUUCCUCAGAGGUGUUCCUGGUUAUAUGUAAUGAACAAUGUUUUAAUGACUGUGUCAGGAAAAUCUGUCCAGCUUUGGUCUCAUAACUUGGUAGCACUUUUUGACCACAGGAGGCACUUACAGAAACGGCAAGUUCACCUGUCUAUUCCCACUAACAAACUGACAGAGCGAAUCAUCUCUAGGAAAUUUGCAAUGUCUUCCAAGAUUGCAGAAACAAAAGGUUGCUGGAAGUGCUGUGUAGUGAGGAAUCCCUACACUGAUAAUACAUUUCUUUGUGGUGCUCUUCAGUCCAGCGUUGUCUUACUACAGUGGUAUGAACCUAUGCAGAAAUUCCUCUUGUUAAAGCAUUUUCCCAUCUCUCUGCCUACUUCACUUCCUGUGUUUGAGCUUUUCGUGGUACCAUAUGAGGAGUACCCCCAGGUGUGUGUCGGAGUCAGAAGGAGUUAUCGACUCAACCAGGAGCUAGAGUUUAAUACUGUGCACCUGAGCACCGCAUCAACUCUUCCUACAGAAGUCAAUACAGGAAACUGCCUUGAAGUCAACUAUGUGACGCAGCUUGAUAGGGAUACAGUGCUAGUGUGCUUCAACAAUACUGUGAAAAUCGUGACUUUGCAAGGAGAGGUAAUAAAAGCACUAGCAUCAGAACUUACCUUUGACUUCACUGUAGAAACUAUUGUUUGUCUUCAAGACAGUGUUCUGGCAUUCUGGAAACAUGGAAUGCAGGGACGUAGUCUACAUGCCAAUGAGGUAACACAAGAAAUCACUGACAAAUCAAGAGUCUUCCGAGUGGUGGGUACAAACAAGGAUAUUAUCCUGGAAAGCAGGCCAACAGACAAUCCAUUGGUUCAUAGUAACCUAUAUAUCCUAACAGGACAUGAAAGCAGCUACUGAACAAGGAAGUAAUCUCUCUCUCUCUCUGCUGUGGACACGUACAGAGAGUAUUAUCUCUGCUAUGGACACAUGUACAGAGAGACUUGAAAUGCACCAAAGUAGCCUUCUUCUGCUGGAGUACUGAAGUAGCAACCAUGCUUGGACAGAUCAGAAAACUGUUGAUGAACCAAGAUACUUCACAGAUGGAAACAGAGUUCAUGGAGAAGAAGGAAGAUUUGAUUUGUUACAGCUUGGCAAAAUUCAAGGAGAAUAAUACAGCAACUUGAAAGUGAGGGAACAUUAUAAUCGUACUUCAUCAGCUCAAAGCUGAUGGUUAUUUGUACAGAUAUUUAAAUAAAGUUUUAUAGCUUAUUUAUGUUAACUUCUGGAUGAGAGGUUGCAUUCGGCUUAUUUCACAAAACUUUUGUUGGUGUUACAAAUAUAACAUGGCUACAAUUUAUUCCAUUGUUGGGAAUAGCUAUACCGUAAACUGGCCAGUUACUUGCACAACCAAAAAUGACAUGCACCAAAAGUGUAUGCAGUAGUAGUAUUUUAUCAUCAUCAGCCCCCUUUUCCCCCACUCUGCGUGGGAUCAAGGUGUCACACCAAUUAUCACCACUUCUCUUGAUUCAGUGCCACUCUCCUACCUUUUUCAGCAAGCUGUGCACAACUGUCACAGAUCUUCUCUCAUGUGGUACUUUUUAAAUAUAUACAUCACGUGAUCAAAUGGUCAAAUAGUCGAACACGUAAUAGUCGACACAUAAUCGAACCACCACAAUGUUGAACGGAAAAGAAAAAAAGAAAAACCCACCCAAACAAACCAUUUUAAUGCUCUAAGCAGGGGUGCAAGCCCCCCUGCACCCCCACUACUUAAAUAUACCAACUCCGAGAUCGCACUACAGUGCAGGCAAUGGAAAACUUCCAUUUCUGGACUGUACGGAGAUCUCCAUUGAACCAUUCGACAUUGUGGCGGUUAGAUUAUUAUGGGUCUACUAUUACAUGUAAGAAUAUUUGACCAUUUGAUCACGUAAUAUAGACCCCUUUUUUAAGUUUUUGAUCCCACUGCCUACCACCCAUCAGAACCCUCCUUCGGUCAAAUGGCACAUUUGUUCCCCAUACACCAGGACAAGUGCAGAAUGAUGGGGGCCAGGUAUUAGGCAACCGUCAAGGAUUGUUCAUAUUUUGCAUUUUAUAACCCUAAUCCCAUUGUAAAUGCUUAGUAAAAUGUCCAGGAUUCUGUAUGCAGCUAUUGUGGUGACAGCAUAUGAUCUGCUUCUGUUUGUGAUGUAAAGCAUCAGGACAGCCAUUCUCCCUCCUUGAAAGCAGUGUUCGCAUGGGGUCUCCAUUCUGCACUGGGGAUUCAACCAUGGACAUGUUUCCUGGACAUGCAGUCCUACCCUGUACACCUCAAGGAGCAUUGAGCCAGCAAAGCUGCGUCACAUUUGUGUUUCCCCACACCAGCUCCAAUAGGCACCUUGAGCCUCUCUUCAAACUAUGGUGGCCUGGGUUGCAGUCAGGACUUUAUCCCUGUAUGCCAGUGGAGCUGGACACAGUCUAUCUCCUGACUGGACACCAUUAUCUUCUAUUGUUUUGUAUUAUUAAAUUAAAUGCAAAAAAAAAAAAAAGUUAAUGAAAGAAGCUAUGCUUAUGCCUGCAAUGUUCAGAAUUCCUUUGAGGACAGUGUUUUGUAUAUGUGUUUAUUUAUUUGUUUGUAUUUUUUCUUUUUUUUUCUUUU